Molecule: messenger RNA, 1567 nt
Organism: Cicer arietinum (chickpea)
Lineage: Eukaryota; Viridiplantae; Streptophyta; Magnoliopsida; Fabales; Fabaceae
Product: dof zinc finger protein DOF2.5-like
Biological process (GO): regulation of DNA-templated transcription
Molecular function (GO): DNA binding; DNA-binding transcription factor activity
Source: RefSeq, a predicted model, not a curated record
AAUAGACACUUGCUCUUUCAUCUCUCUUCUUCACUUUAUCUUUUCCUUUGCAACAUUCAUAAAGUAAAGCUAACACAUAAAGCCAUUCCACAAACGAAACAAAAACAUUCUUUCUAACACUAAGAAGGAGCAGGUGCAAUCUUGGAGACAAACAAGGUGAAUCCUCUCUCUCUCAAAGUCAUCCUAUGCUUUUUCUCUUUUCUUUUGUUUGAAAUUCAUGGCUAGCUAAAGAAAGGUUUCCACUGAUGGAAGGGAUAGCUCCUAAUUCAUGUACAAGACAAGUAUUAGAGAAGAAAGCAAGACCACAAGAGCAAAUAAAUUGUCCAAGGUGCAAUUCAACCAACACAAAGUUUUGUUAUUACAACAACUAUAGUCUAACACAACCAAGAUACUUUUGCAAGACAUGUAGAAGGUAUUGGACUGAAGGAGGAUCUCUAAGAAAUGUUCCUGUUGGAGGUGGUUCAAGAAAGAACAAGAAAAUAACUCCUAAUCCAUCAAAAAUUCCUGACCUAAAUCCACCAACCCUACAAGUCUCUUCUCAAAACCCUAAAAUGCAAGGAGGUCAAGAUCUUAAUCUUUCUUUUCCAUCUAUGGAAAAUUAUCAUCAUCAUCAUCAUCAUCAUGGCAUGUCCUCAUUUGUUCACCAUGAGAUGCAUAACAAUAAUGAAUCAUCUUCUUCAGCUCCAAACUCACUUUCAGCUCUUGACCUACUUAGGUCUAGCAUGGCAUCUAGAGGAUUAAACCCUUAUGCUAAUAAUAAUAAUAAUAAUAAUAAUAAUAAUAAUAAUAAUAAUUCUUUGAUGCCAAAUUCAAAUGCUCUUUAUCCUAAUGGAUUCCCCAUGCAAGAAGUUAAACCUAGUCUUGGAUUUUCAAUUGAUGGGAUUGGAAAUAGAUCAUAUGACCAUGUUCAAGAAGGUGGUGGCAAUGGAAGACUUUUGUUCCCUUUUGGAGAUGUUAAUAAUAAACAACUUUCUACAAGUGAUGUUGAAGUGGAACACAAUAAAGAACAAGGAAAUUCAGCUGGAUAUUGGAGUGGAAUGAUUGGUGAAGGAUCAUGGUAAGAAGAGAUCAAAGAAAUGGAAGAACAUGGAAAGUGAGAUCAACAUGCAUUAUCUUCUUUAUUUCUCUAUAUUUAUUUAUUUUUCUUUUUUUUUUUUUUACAUGGAUAUCACUUGUCUUAAGUUUUUCAGAACUAACAAUAGGGUCGAUGCACAUUUACUUCUAGAAAAAAUUGAAUUAACCAUGAAAAAUUAAAGACAAAAAAAAUUAAAAUUUGUCUCUAAUUUUGUUUAGUAGACGUCAAAAUUAGAGAUGAAUUUAUUUUUUGUCGUCUCUAAUAUUUCAAUUGAUAAUUUAAUUUUUUUUAGUGGUGAUAAUUUUCAUUACUUUGCUUUGUAUACACAGCCUUUGGUAUUUGAGCAAUGUGAGGAUUGUUUUUUUUUUUUUUAUAUAUAUAGAGGGAUAUAGAAGAAGAGUGAAUAUAUUGGACAUUGUUUUAGUCCAUGGCAUGCAACCUGUAUUCAUGAAUUCUUCUUAUUCAAGUAGAUUGUUUGAUUUAUGUGUUUAA